AUGAAUUUUACAAACAUUACCAUUAGAAAACCAUCACUUACCACUGAAGAUGAUGUUUCUCUCUUGACCUCCGUUGCCAAGACAUUAUUUUACGAAGCAUUUCAUCAAGAUAACACUGAAGAAAAUAUGAGAGAUUAUUUAGAACAAGCAUUUAACACAACACAACAAGUGAAAGAAUUGACCGAUCCUAAUGUGUAUCUUUCAUUUAUUCAAGUUGAUUAUGAUAAUGCAUUGGAAGAGUAUCUAAAACAAAAGUGCACUCCUGAAAGAAUUGAAUUCCUAGAUUCGAAUAUGUCCUUUUAUGAAUCUAAUCAAAAGAAACUUGUCAUUGCUUAUAGUAAAUUGAACUAUGGCUCAUUCGAACCAUGUUUGAAAUAUCAAAAUAAGGAAACUAUUGAAUUAUGUAGAUGUUAUGUAUUGAAGGAAUUCCAUGGAACAUCAAUCGCUCACAAACUAAUGCAAGAAUGUUUGAGAGUUGCAAGGGAGGAAUUUGGUGGAGUUUGUAAAUCAAUUUGGUUGGGAGUUUGGGAACAUAAUUUGAGAGCUAAGCGAUUUUAUGAAAAAUUCAAGUUUGAAAAGGUUGGUGAGCAUGUUUUUGUGAUGGGAGAUGAUCCACAAAGAGAUGAAGUUUAUGAAUUAAUUUUGUAA
Naegleria gruberi is the source of this 648-nucleotide messenger RNA. Its product is annotated as GCN5-related N-acetyltransferase. Gene Ontology annotation, molecular function: acyltransferase activity, transferring groups other than amino-acyl groups. Bases 1 to 648 code for a protein of 215 amino acids. The record is from RefSeq and is a predicted model, not a curated record. NCBI's taxonomy places the organism in Eukaryota, Heterolobosea, Eutetramitea, Acrasida, Naegleriidae. The transcript has a single exon.